CCUAUUUGCUAUGGAAAGUUUUCAAAAUGAGAGUGGACAGGAGGAUAUUGAUGAUUAUUCUCCUCUGUGGAAAUUUGUAACCAAGGUGGAAAAGGCAGUUGGAGGAGGAAAUGUCACUUGGUCAUGCAAUAUAUGUACUAAAGUGUGCAAAGGAUCAUAUUCGAGGGUGAAAGCACAUCUGUUAAAACAAAAAGGGGUUGGAAUUGCUGGUUGUACAGCUGUUACAAUGGAUCAAAUGAAGCGUAUGCAACAACUUGUGGAUGAUGCAGAAUUGAGAAAGAAGAAUUCUAAACCGAAAGAAGUUUCGUUGCCUUCGUCAUCUACAUCAUCAAACAUGGCUUCAAAAUCAUCAUUUAGUGGUCCUGGUCCUUUGCAAAAUGAUGAUCCAACUCUAACAAAGAAGAGGAAAGGACAACUUGGCCCUCUUGAAAAAGCUUUUAACUUGAAUGCUAGAGAUGAGCUCCACUCUGAAAUUGCGAGGCUCUUUUACACCGGGGGAUUAUCUUUCAAUAUUGCUAGGAAUUCUCAUUAUGUUCGUGUUUUCAGUUUGGCUACUCAACGAACGAUUCCAGGUUAUCUUCCACCUGGAUACAAUUUAUUGAGAACUUCACUUCUUCAAAAAGAAAAAGCUCAUAUUGAAAAGUUGUUGGAGCCAACAAAAACUGCUUGGAAACAAAAGGUGGUUAGUAUUUGUAGUGAUGGGUGGUCGGAUGUGCAAAGAAGACCGCUAAUUAAUAUCAUAGCCGUGUGUGAAAGUGGUCCUAUGUUUUUGAAGGCUAUAAAUUGUGAAGGCGAGUACAAGAUAAAAUUUUCAUCUCUAAGUUGCUCAUUAAUGUUAUAAAUGAAGUGGGGCAUCAGAAUGUUGUCCAAGUAGUCACCGAUAAUGCUCCUAUUUGCAAAGCUGCUGGGUUACUCGUUGAGGCAAAGUAUCCACACAUAUUUUGGACUCUUGUGUUGUGCACACAUUGAAUCUUGCUUUGAAGAAUAUUUGUGCACCAACUGACUCUCUACAAAACAAAGAAGCCUUUGAUGAGUGCAAGUGGAUAGCAGAAGUGGCAAAUGAUGCUUCAAUGAUCAAGAAUUUUAUCCUGAAUCACAAUAUGAGAUUAUCGAUGUUCAACGAUAACUCAAACUUGAAGAUGCUAUCACUUGCAAAUACUCGAUUUGCUUCCACGAUCAUUAUGCUUAAAAGGUUCAGACAAAUCAAGAAAUGUCUUGAAAAUAUGGUGAUUAGUGAAAGAUGGGAUGUGUACAAGGAGGAUGAUGUAGUGAAGGCUAGAGUAGUGAAAUACAAGAUAUUGGAUGAUCAAUUUUGGGAAAAGAUUGAUUAUAUACUUGCUUUCACAAGUCCGAUUUAUGAGGUGCUAAGGAAAGUAGACACUGAUCAACCUUGUCUUCAUUUAGUCUAUGAGUGGUGGGAUGAAAUGAUAGAGAAAAUGAGAGUUGCUAUCUCAAAGGGGGCUCAUAGUGAAGAUUCAAAGUUUUAUGAGGUUGUUCAUAAUAUUCUGGUGGAGCGUUGGAAUAAAAGCAAUACACCUCUACAUUGUUUGGCGCAUUCUUUGAAUCCAAGGUAUUAUAGCCAUGAGUGGCUCCAAGAAUCUCCCAAUCGUCUUCCUCCUCAUAGGGACAUCGAAGUUUCAAGGGAAAGGAAAAAGUGCAUUGAAAGAUAUUACUCCAAUUCAUCCGAAUGAAGAAGUGUCAAUGAGGAGUUUGCCUCUUUUUCAGCUGCCAUUUAUGAUUUUUCUGAUAAUGAUGCAAUGUGUGAUCGAGGUUUGAUGUCUCCAACUAAGUGGUGGGUUAUCCAUGGUGCUUCUGCACCAACUCUUCAAAGUUUAGCUUUAAAGCUACUUGGACAACCAUCUUCUUCUUCUUGUUGUGAGAGAAAUUGGAGCACCUACAGUUUCACACACUCAUUGAAGAGGAACAAGAUAACACCACAAAGAGCGGAAGAUUUGGUGUAUGUUCACUAUAAUCUUCGUCUUUUAUCUAGGAGGAGUCCACAUUAUAGUGAAGGAGAAAGCAAGAUGUGGGAUGUUGGAGCAGAUGGAUUUGAUUCCAUGGACAUGGGAGGGUGCUUCUAUCCUUGAAAUUGCCAAUUUAUAUCUUGAUGAACCUGAGUUGGAGUUAGUCUUAUUUACUGACGAAGGUGGUGUUGGUGAUGAUACAGAUAUGGAUGUUUGAUUUUUUUACUUGUUUAAGAUAGAUUUGGUGUUUUAUAUUUUGUUAUGUUUACUUUUUGUUUGUAAUGGAUAUUAUGAUUGAUGUAAUGUGGUUUUCUAUUC
Zingiber officinale is the source of this 2282-nucleotide messenger RNA. RefSeq lists its product as uncharacterized. Lineage: Eukaryota; Viridiplantae; Streptophyta; Magnoliopsida; Zingiberales; Zingiberaceae. The record is from RefSeq and is a predicted model, not a curated record. Bases 1071 to 1691 code for a protein of 206 amino acids. The transcript is spliced from 2 exons.